Molecule: messenger RNA, 507 nt
Organism: Ricinus communis (castor bean)
Lineage: Eukaryota; Viridiplantae; Streptophyta; Magnoliopsida; Malpighiales; Euphorbiaceae
Exons: 2
Coding region: 1-507 (168 amino acids)
Source: RefSeq, a predicted model, not a curated record
AUGAAUACAGAAGCUUCGUUCAAUGCAAUUACUCCUCCAAAUUAUCAAGGAUGGGCUAUUAGAAUGGAAGCCUAUCUUGAUGCUAUUGAUGUGUGGAAAGCUGUAGAACAGGAAUAUGAAAUUCCUCCCUUACCAAACAAUCCAACUAUGGCUCAGAUCAAAAAUCACAAAGAUCGGAAGCAGCAAAAAUCCAAAGCUAGAGCUAGCUUGUUUUCAGAGUAUGAAGGAGACGAAAAGGUCAGAGGUGUGAAAGAAUUGAAUUUAUGCAGAGAAUUUGAGUUGGAAAAGAUGAAAGAAUCAGAGACGAUCAAGGAAUAUUCUGAUAGACUGCUUGGCAUUGUCAACAACGUAAGACUCCUUAGCACUGAUUUCUCUAAUUCUAGGAUUGUGCAAAAACUCCUCGUCACAAUUCCUAAAAGAUUUAAGACUACAAUCUCAUCUUUGAAAAAUAUGAAGGACCCGUCAACCAUCACCUUGGCAGAAUUCUUGAAUGCUUUGCAGGCGUAG